CCGCCUCACAAGCGCUGAGCUGAGGCAUGGAAUCGGUGCGCAAAGCCAACCAAAGAAUCCGCAACUAUCCAGUUCUGCUGAGCAAGUGCGCGGACAAAGCCACUGCGUAUGCGGUUUGCGUGUCGCGUGAUCUGAACGUGCAGCACAAAAUCUGCGACACCGAGUUCAAGGAGUUCCUAAGCUGCAUCCGCAAGACCGCUUUGGAAAUGAAGACAAAGCUCUAGACAAACGUAAACAAUAAACACAAU
Drosophila mauritiana is the source of this 248-nucleotide messenger RNA. RefSeq lists its product as uncharacterized. The transcript has a single exon. Bases 27 to 224 code for a protein of 65 amino acids. The record is from RefSeq and is a predicted model, not a curated record. NCBI's taxonomy places the organism in Eukaryota, Metazoa, Arthropoda, Insecta, Diptera, Drosophilidae. Gene Ontology annotation, biological process: mitochondrial respiratory chain complex I assembly. Gene Ontology annotation, cellular component: mitochondrion.